UUAUCUUUAGAUAAUGGUGAUAUAAGUUACUUAAUUUUACCAAUGAUAAUAUGAUUAAUUAAAAACCAAUAAGGGAGUGUUAAUGCACCUUGAAUUAUACAAUUGUUGAUAAACUAACAAUAAGGUAAAUUGCCUAAAUGGAUAAAGUAAAACACAGUUGCUAAUUAUAGUUUUGUUUGAGCCAAGUAACCCGAUACUCCCGAUGGCCAAUGCGCCCCCUCCUUCUCCAGGCUUGCUCCUACCGCGCGCCUCGCUCCUGCGCACAAAGGCGCCCACAGCCCAUCGAACCCAUCACUCAGGGCUCGUUAGCACUCCGACGCUCAAGUUAGAACAGUCUUUCUAGAGAGAGAGAGAAGUGAAGUGUAGUUUUAGAGAGAAGUUCCAACCUGAGUAAAGGAGUUACACCCACUUCUCUAUUUAUACUCGGGGUAGGGUCGACCAUUGCCCCCCCCAAAUCCGCCCUACGUCAUUGUGCCAUUAAAUGCACUGUACUUCCACUCGCCUGGCGCCCUGGCAUUCUGACACAUUCUCCCUGGCCCUGAAGCGCCCGACCCCACAUUCUUGUCCCCUCCGUAUGCUCCUGGUUGUUGCCCACGGCUUGUCGCUAGGCGCCCCCUCUAGGCUGGGACCCACUACUCAGGUCACAGUUCUGGGCCUCCUCUUGGGCUGGGCCUUCCCUUUGGUAGGCCCUAACUCCCCACCUGCUGGGCCCUUUGGGCUUCCCUCUUGGGCCCUUAAGUGCCCCCUAGUUAGGCGUCUGCCGUUCGGCAGGGAUCUAACUUCCCCCAGGGCGCAACGAAGGUCCUCAUGCAUGCCCUCCUUCCCUCCUUUCGGGAGCGCGUGCUUCCUUUAAUGGUUUACUUCGGGCGCGCGCUCCCUUUCCGCGGUUCUCUCCCGCGCCUCGACGUCCCUCACUUUCGCCGAUCAGACGCCGUGCCUCCUUUCUUUUGUUCACCUCCCCUCUUUACUUUUCCUCACCCCUCUCCCUUUCUUUUUUGCAAUUUAUUUCCUCUUUUUCUAUAUUGCAGGCGGGCCGUUGGGCUUCCGCCUCGAUCUUCGCGAUCCCUCCCCCUCCCCCCUUGCCUGAAAGGAAAUUCAAAUUUCGAAAUUUUAAUUUCCUUCAGACUAGGCAACCGUUCGCCCCCCCUCGGUCUACCAUCCUCUUUCCUGCUCUCCUCCCCUAUAUAUUGCUCCUUCUUUAUUCUCCUCUCCUCAUUCUCGCAAAAGCUUAUCUCUCUAGCUUCUCUCUCUAAGUUUCACUGCUCGCCAUCUUCUCUGUCAUCGCGACUGGGCGCCUUUCGCUGCUGUGAGAUUUCGUCUCCCACUACCUACGCGCCUCUCAUCAUGGCCUCCACAAAUCAGCCCAAGUCCUCCAACCCUGCGCCUUCCGACGCUCCAGUCGCCGCCUCAGGUACUCCAUGUUUCUUGUUUUACGAAUUGCGUAACGCUUUGUUACUUACACGCCUUGUGCUUGCACGUCGCGCUCCACGAGGAUUGAGGGAACAAAAAACCCACUCUUACCUUACUCUUUUCCUGAGCGCCCCCCGCUUCUUACUUGAGCGCCCCUUUUCCUAAAGCAUUCCCCCUUGAGCGCCUCUCUUGACCUCCUCCUCUUCUUUUGACUUAGGCACCGGCGCGCCUCGAGAGUUCGGGAUAAGCCAAUAGGGCAACAUGUGGCCUUCUGGGUAUAUGCCCACUGACAUUGACCUGAUGUCCGAGGCAGACGCCGGGCCUCCGCACACGUCCAAGAUCUUGUAUUCCCGCUUCACAAAAUUAAUCCAGGCGGCGCAGAUGCCCGCAGACUGGCGCUAUGCUCACCCCUCUCCCAUCGCGCCCGUAGGGGUCUGUGGAGAGGGUUGGAUCGACGUGUACUAAGAGUACGCCCGCUUUGGGCUCCGCUUCCCAAUUGACCCCAUUCUUGAAGGCAUGUGUAACACCCCGGUAUUUUAGAUUUAGGUUAGACCUUAGUACGUGAUCGGUUGGAUUGACGGUCACGUACUAAGAGUUACAACCGCGGCCCAAAGGAGGUCGGCGCCUCCACUUUCCCCACCCAAGCAAUUAAUCUCCCACCCCAACCCUUUACACAACACAGCAGGAAAAAAAAUCCUUCUCAAAUAUUUGCAAGCUCUUGCGCCGCGGAGAAGAGAGAAGAAGAAGAAAGGGAGCCGAUACCAACCCCCUAUCUCAAUUCCGAUCUUAUCCCCUUUCGUUCUAGGUAAGGAUCACAAACCUCUUCGCGAUUUCGAAACUCGAUUUAUCGGUAGACUAAUCCGAAGCUCGUAUUUUUAUUAGCGGUGACGUUGAGAGUACGAUCAACAAGGAGAUCAACGUCCCGGGUCAUCCAACCUAGGCCUAGGCACGUUCUAGAGGUAAGAGAACUCGAUCCGUUUGAGUAAGAUCGAUUGAUUUGGUGAUUUUUCGUGAGGGUAGAAUUCUGGGGUUUUAGCAACAGGCUUUAUAGGCUUUUGGUGACAGAUAUUGAUUGGUCACUAAAGCUGCUGGGAAUUU
Messenger RNA from Linum trigynum, 2508 nucleotides. NCBI's taxonomy places the organism in Eukaryota, Viridiplantae, Streptophyta, Magnoliopsida, Malpighiales, Linaceae. The record is from the annotation of a GenBank genome assembly.